This is a messenger RNA of Astyanax mexicanus (Mexican tetra), 2822 nucleotides long. RefSeq names its product zinc finger protein 585A-like. NCBI's taxonomy places the organism in Eukaryota, Metazoa, Chordata, Actinopteri, Characiformes, Acestrorhamphidae. Bases 297 to 1925 code for a protein of 542 amino acids. The record is from RefSeq and is a predicted model, not a curated record. The transcript is spliced from 4 exons.
AGGUGUGACGCAGUGAAUGAGAGAGUGAAAGUAAGUUCAGUCUCCGCCAUUAGAAGAGGACAGAAGCCCGGAUUCACUCGGGGUCGGUGUCGGCAGUGUUCAGCUGUGUGUGAAUGAAGAAGAGUAAAUGAUGGAUCUUCAGAACUCCAGCAGUGGAGGAGGACCUCCUGUCCUAAAAAUAAACAACCAGGAUAUUUAAUAAAGAGCAGUGUUAAACUGCUGAAAGAGGUGAAGCACAAGCCAUCCAGAAGAAUCUCCUGAAAACGCAGAAAUUGUUUGCUACAUUUCACAGACAGAUGGAGCCAAGUCCCGACAUGGAGAAACAUCAGCACUCUGUCAAGAGUUUUACUAAACAGAGUGAUCUCAAAAAACACCAGCGCAUUCACACAGGAGAGAAACCGUAUCACUGCUCAGACUGUGGGAAGAGUUUUACUCAACAGAGUCAUCUCAAAAAACACCAGCGCAUUCACACAGGAGAGAAACCGUAUCACUUCUCAGACUGUGGAAAGAGUUUUAAUCAACAGAGUGAUCUCAAAAAACACCAGCGCAUUCACACAGGAGAGAAACCGUAUUACUGUUUCGACUGUGGGAAGAGUUUUACUGAACAGAGUAAUCUCAAAAAACACCAGCGCAUUCACACAGGAGAGAAACCGUAUUACUGUUUCGACUGUGGGAAGAGUUUUACUGAACAGAGUAAUCUCAAAAAUCACCAGCGCAUUCACACAGGAGAGAAACCGUAUUACUGCUCAGACUGUGAUAAGUGUUUUACUACACAGAGUCAUCUCAAACUGCACCAGCGCAUUCACACAGGAGAGAAACCAUAUUACUGUUUCGACUGUGGGAAGAGUUUUACUCAACAGAGUGAUCUCAAACUGCACCAGCGCAUUCACACAGGAGAGAAACCGUAUCACUGUUCAGACUGUGGAAAGAGUUUUACUAAACAGAGUAAUCUCAAACUGCAUCAGCGCAUUCACACAGGAGAGAAACCGUAUCACUGUUCAGACUACUGUGGGAAGAGUUUUACUCAACAGAGUCAUCUCAAACUGCACCAGCGCAUUCACACAGGAGAGAAACCGUAUCACUGCUCAGACUGUGGGAAGAGUUUUAAUCAUCAGAGUAAUCUCAAAAAUCACCAGCGCAUUCACACAGGAGAGAAACCGUAUCACUGCUCAGACUGUGGGAAGAGUUUUAAUCAUCAGAGUAAUCUCAAACUGCACCAGCGCAUUCACACAGGAGAGAAACCGUAUCACUGCUCAGACUGUGGAAAGAGAUUUACUACACAGAGUCAUCUCAAAAUUCACCAGCACAUUCACACAGGAGAGAAACCAUAUUGCUGCUCAGACUGUGGAAAGAGUUUUAAUCAACAGAAUCAUCUCAAAAACCACCAGCGCAUUCACACAGGAGAGAAACUGUAUCACUGCUCAGACUGUGGGAAGAGUUUUACUACACAGAGUAAUCUCAAAAAUCACCAGCGCAUUCACACAGGAGAGAAACCGUAUUACUGCUCAGACUGUGGGAAGAGUUUUACUGAACAGAGUAGUUUCAAAAAACACCAGCGCAUUCACACAGGAGAGAAACCGAAUUACUGCUCAGACUGUGGGAAGAGUUUUACUCAACAGAGUACUCUCCAAAUACACCAGCGCAUUCACACAGGAGAGAAACCGUAUUACUGCUCAGACUGUGGGAAGAGUUUUACUCAACAGAGUACUCUUCAAAUACACCAGCGCAUUCACACAGGAGAGAAACCGUAUCACUGCUCAGACUGUUGGAAGAGUUUUACUCAACAGAGUAAUCUUCGAAAACACCAGCGCAUUCACACAGGAGAGAAACCGUUUUAUUGCUCAGAUUGUGGGAAGAGUUUUACUCAACAGAGUAAACUCAAAAAACACCAGCGCAUUCACACAGGAGAGAAAACUCCAUCUUAGUUCAGUUUGAAGGCAAUUAAAAGUGCAAAUCGUAAGUCUUUUCCACUACCACUAGGCCCAUCUGCAUGAAAGAAGAAGUGAAAACACCAGCUGAGGAACUCCAGAGUGUGUUCCCAAAAGUGAGACCCAGAGCCACAGAGAGAGACGACACUGUUCCGGAUACUGCCGUGUGGACUGGAGGAGCAUCCAGACCCGCAGAGAGUCUAACAAAAUCCUUUCCAGAGGUUAAAUAAAACGCUCCAGCCGUAGUUCCCAUACUGAAAUCAACCUCCUCCAGACUUGUGUAGCGCAGUAAGGUUGCAGGCUCAUUCAUUCCCUCUGAUGGUGUUCUCAUUUGUCUAUGGUUCGUUCUGAUUAAAAUCUGUAACCAUAGAGGGAUAUAGAUGGAUAUUUGGUUGUUGUAUUACUCAAGUUUUAUACUCUCUUAUCUUCUCCUUAUUGAAUAUUAUAUGUUGCUUAAGGUUUUUUGAUCUCCAAAAUUUACUAAGAAUAUCCAAAUCAUGUAGUUUCUUAAUUGUUUUUAUCCACUACAAACUAUUAUCUUUGUAUUGCUUCACCUCUAUAUUUACUCAUCUGUGUGUUUUAUUAAACUACUUUUAUAUUGCAGAUCUGCAAUCUCAUUGUGUUUUCUCAACAUAUGUUGGACAUGAAACCUAUAGGCCUGAGAUUGUCUCAUGUUAUUAUUUGUUAAAUACUCAAAGGUGCCCAACAGAGAAAGCCAGUGUAAAAUGGAUUUGUGUUGAAGUGUAACAAUAGUCAAUUUAAGAUUGAAAUUCGGAAAAAUAUGUUUUUUGUUAUUGGUUCAGGCUUAAAAGGGUUAAAUAUACAAUUACUUCCAAAGGUAGAGUAACAUGGGUUUAACUUGUAUUCAUAUGUUUAUAAAGUUCUUUAUUGUGA